AUGACUGGUGAAGACUGGGGCUUGAUUGUCGUGUCAUUUUUGGUAAGAGUCGGAUUUUUUCUUUUUGGCAUUUACCAAGAUGCUAAUUUCAAAGUGAGGUAUACUGAUAUCGACUAUUUUGUGUUCCAUGAUGCUGCCAAGUAUGUAUAUGAAGGCCAAUCACCUUAUGCAAGGGAUACAUAUCGUUACACACCGCUACUAAGUUGGCUACUAGUUCCCAAUCAUUAUUUUGGAUGGUUACAUUUGGGGAAGAUCAUAUUUGUUAUUUUCGAUUUGGUUACUGGGCUCAUUAUAAUGAAGCUUUUGAACCAGGCCAUCUCCAAAAAAAAAGCUUUCAUACUAGAAAGCAUUUGGCUGUUGAAUCCUAUGGUUAUCACCAUCAGUACAAGGGGAAAUGCUGAGAGCGUACUUUGCUGUUUGAUCAUGUUCACGCUAUAUUAUGUGCAAAAGGGUAGGUACACAAUAGCGGGUCUCUUAUAUGGCCUUUCUAUCCAUUUUAAAAUAUAUCCAAUCAUAUAUUGUAUCCCAAUAGCGAUUUUUAUAUACCACAAGAAGAGCAGCCAGGGUACACAGGCGCAACUGACAUCGUUACUCAAUAUCGGUUCGAGUACCCUAGUGAGCUUGCUGGGAUGUGGUUGGGCAAUGUACAAGAUUUAUGGAUACGAAUUUUUGGAUCAGGGAUAUUUAUACCACUUGUACAGAACAGAUCACAGACACAAUUUUUCAAUGUGGAACAUGCUAUUGUAUUUGGAUUCUGCAAAUAAGGGCAAUGGAGGAUCCAACCUGUCAAAGUACGCAUUUGUACCCCAAUUGCUUCUUGUUUUAAUAACUGGAUGUCUUGAGUGGUGGAAUCCAACAUUUGAUAACUUACUGAGAGUUUUAUUUGUCCAGACGUUCGCGUUUGUGACAUACAAUAAAGUGUGCACAUCACAAUAUUUUGUUUGGUACCUGAUAUUUUUACCAUUUUACCUGUCAAGAUCGUACAUUAAUUGGAGGAAGGGUCUUUUAAUGGCCACACUUUGGGCAGGAACACAAGGUAUUUGGCUAAGCCAAGGUUACUAUUUGGAGUUUGAAGGCAAGAGCGUAUUUUAUCCUGGACUCUUUGUAGCGAGCGUAUUAUUUUUCCUGACCAAUGUUUGGCUAUUGGGGCAAUUCAUCACCGAUCUCAAGAUACAAGUGCAACCCACAGGUGCCAGCAAAAAGAACAACUGA
Molecule: messenger RNA, 1212 nt
Organism: Saccharomyces paradoxus
Lineage: Eukaryota; Fungi; Ascomycota; Saccharomycetes; Saccharomycetales; Saccharomycetaceae
Gene: GPI14
Product: glycosylphosphatidylinositol-alpha 1,4 mannosyltransferase I
Exons: 1
Coding region: 1-1212 (403 amino acids)
Biological process (GO): GPI anchor biosynthetic process
Cellular component (GO): membrane; glycosylphosphatidylinositol-mannosyltransferase I complex
Molecular function (GO): alpha-1,4-mannosyltransferase activity; GPI mannosyltransferase activity
Source: RefSeq, a predicted model, not a curated record